ACGUCCUGUAUCUCUCUCUCUCUGUGCACCGACACAUUACAAUAGCUGCACACAAAGUGGAGUAGGAUUGUAGAGAAAAAUAGGCUAUACCAGCACUACAUCGCGAUUUCAUUUGGUAAUAGGUACUUUGUAAUGAAGAGAAGAGGUCACUUUCUGUUUAACCACAUUUUCAAAUGUUUUUUAAAUCAAAAUAAGUGAUCGAAAAGCCCUCGACACCCGGCUGCUAUCGAGGACUUCAUAUACAAUCCCAAGGCUUGAAGCGCUCCAAAGUCAGCGCAUUUUGUGACAGCGUUCAGGAUUGAGGCAGAUUGAUGUUACAGGCAGUCCGAGCCUCUCCCUCUGGAUGUAGUGUGUGUCGGUGGCUAUGUUGAGACGAUGGGCUCAGCCUGGAGGAUGGGUAAUGGUGUGGGAGCAGGAUGCUGGUUGUGUGCCCUGCUCUGUGCCUGGCUGUGGGAUCAGACGCGUGCCCAGUGCCCCGAGGGCUGCCAGUGCGCCUGGGAGAGCCACACAGUGCUGUGCGUGGACGCAGGGCUCCACGAGGUGCCCGAGGAUCUGCCCACGGACACCGUCUCGCUGCACCUGGAGCGCAACUUCAUCCGUCGCAUCCCCGAGCACGCCUUCAGCGAGCUGCUGCACCUGCAGGAACUUUACCUGUCGCACAACCGCAUCGAGACCCUGACGUCGGGCGCGCUGCGCCACCUGACCCCCGAGCUGCGCCUGCUGGACCUCUCGCACAACCAGCUGCGGCAGGCCACGCGCGAAGAGUUUGGCGGCACGCGCGCCAAGACGCGUCUCUACCAUAACCCGUGGCACUGCGACUGCACCCUGCAGGAGCUCAUGCAGACACUCAACCUGGAGCCCGAGACGGUCAAUGGCAUUGUGUGCGAGAGUUCGACCCGCAGCGCCGGCGAGGGCAGCCGCUGGGAGGAGCCGACCGCCGGCAGCCACGCCGGUCACUCGCUGGUCAAGCUGCUGGAUGCCGGCGUCAACUUCUGCAGUAUGCAGCGCAAGACCACCGACGUGGCCAUGCUGGUCACCAUGUUCGUGUGGUUCUUUGUGGUCAUCGUGUACGUGGUCUACUACGUGCGGCAGAACCAGGCCGAGGCCCGGCGACACCUGGAGUACCUCAAGAGUCUGCCGAGCCCGAAGAAGGCCCCCACAGAAACAGAUACACUAAGCACAGGCUUCUGAGAGACACUGUGCAGAAGUCCUUGUUUAAACCAGAGCUGGCGGAGGUCUGGAGGCAAUAUGUAGCUUAUUACACCUGGGGGGGGGGGUUUACUGGAAAACUAAACCAAGAGUCAUACAGAAGGGCUCACUCUUUUCACUGUUAUUAAAAAUGUAAUGUGAUAGAGAUUUGUAGCUAUUGAUACUUCUAUGGCUUAAUAUGUGUUGAUUGAGAGCUGGUUUGUUUACAAUUGUUUUUGUAGGUAUUUUGUCUUGUCGUGUUGAAGGUUGGCUGUUUUCAAGCUUUAUUGAAGAGGGAAUCUUUCAAAUAACCAGCAUAGCAGAUUGAUGUUAGAAAUGCUGAUCAAGCAGAAAUGUAAAUGAAACAUGUCCACAUCCAUCCUAAUGACCUGAUGGCUAUGAGUGCUGAUUUGAGGUGCUCAUUUUCCCCAGAUGAUAAUGGAAUAAUCCAUUCGUGGCCACAGGAUCAGAAAUCACAUCCAGGUUAGGCUCAUUACUCUGUGGAUCUAUUUUUGUCCUUGAACGUGUGGUGCUGAUAGCAACGGCCUCUUUCUCCUGCAGAUGUGGAGGAGUGUGUGGCAAUGUGAGUGAGUACUUUUAAGUAGGCACCUUACAAAAUAGUACUGUCUAGGGGGGUAGAGAAAUUAAUACCCGAUUUAGAAUGAGUUUAAUAAUUAAGCUCCACAGUGUUAUAAAUUAAAUUGAUUCUUUUUCACGUCUGUGUGGAUCUUAGUACAACCCCAAGGGAGGUGUUAUAUAGAUCAUCCCACACCCUCUUUUAACAACCUUGAAAUUCUGGUGUAAUAUAGGUGCUGAAUAAAAUAACUUCACAUUUCAAAUUUGCAGGUUAGUGUGUAGCCCACAUACUACCAACAACCUGGAAAACACUGACAGAGCUGUAUUUGUGAUUUUCUUCAGUCUACUGUACAAUGUGAAAUGUGUUGCAUUCAUCUUCAAGGCAAGUCUUCAGCUUCAUCACUGUGAGUGGGGAAGCAUCUGUAGUCUUUGUUUAUGACUUACCAUGAUUAGUGCAACUAAAGCGUGUUGCUCUCCUGACCAACCCGCUCAGUAUUUCCACUGUCUGCAGUUAAUGUACAGAAGCGGGUACAUUAAAAGGGGGAGGAUUAAAACUGCCCUGGAAAUCUCUUAUAGGCAUUCAUGUCUGGAGUCACUUGGUGUGGUGUGUCUUUGUGCUUUGUUGUCUACACAGUCUCAUUGGCAGAAUUUCUUAAAUGUUGUCGGUCCUGUCAGCUGUUCAAAGUGUAUCCUGACUACAUGUGUAUUGUGUAAUUGUUUUUCUAAAGUUGUCUUUACAUGUUUUUGAUUCACAGUAAAGAGUCCCAAUCGUU
Molecule: messenger RNA, 2537 nt
Organism: Clupea harengus (Atlantic herring)
Lineage: Eukaryota; Metazoa; Chordata; Actinopteri; Clupeiformes; Clupeidae
Product: leucine-rich repeat-containing protein 3-like
Cellular component (GO): plasma membrane
Molecular function (GO): protein binding
Source: RefSeq, a predicted model, not a curated record